Messenger RNA from Salvelinus sp. IW2-2015, 2871 nucleotides. The record is from RefSeq and is a predicted model, not a curated record. Lineage: Eukaryota; Metazoa; Chordata; Actinopteri; Salmoniformes; Salmonidae.
UUGCUUGAUCAAUUUUUACUUUUAAAAAAGCCAGAAAAAAUAUGUGGAAACAUCGCAUUCGAAAGCAAUGAUAACUUUCAGCAACAACACCCCCUUUUUGGAAUGACGGGAUUUUUCGAAGCGGGAAAGAACAUAGAACAUCUAUGGCACAACAAAAUAUUAUGGCAACAGAGUAAUCUUAGCGGAACCAAAACAAUUUAAAGAUACUACUGAACUUUUGUGAAAAUCGGUUGUAACAAAUGUCAAUUUACGGAAAUAUAUUGUUUUACAAGACCACAGGAGAAUACAAGGAUAUUCUAUUCUCCUCUCAAAUUAUAUUGAAUAAGAUGAAAUCUAGACGCACCCAAAAGUCUACAAAACCCCGUUUACAAGACCCCAAACUCGCUGAUAAGGGGCACAAGUCAGCAUCGAAGAGCCAUGCCAAACCACCAUGUGAAUCUUAUCCUGCCCAAAAAAAGGCUUUCACUGGGAAACUAUUCUACUUAGAUUUGCCAUCAAACAGAAGAGCAGAGACAUUAGAGAAUGAUAUCAAAKGGUUUGGAGGGACGGUAGAGAAGGUCUUCAGCAAGGAGAUCAAGUACCUGGUGUCUAAUAAGAGAGAGGCCAGGUAUGUGCAUGUCAGCGACUCACUUGUCCCAAGCCCUGACUCUGGGCACAGCUCCCCACCCUCGCCCCGUUCGCGCAGCCACAGAGACAGCCUCAAAGGAAGCUCCCAGGGCCAGGCAGACAUGGUGGUCAUAAGCAGGGGCAAGUCUUUUGUGAAGAGAAUUGUAAAAGAGCAGGUGAGAAUACAGGUCAACGAGAUCCUGUCCAAUGCUCUGGAGUGGGGAGUGAAAAUCCUGUACAUUGAUGAUGUAAUAGCUUAUAUGGAAAAGAAGAAAAGGAAUGUUAAGUAUACUGCUGAAAAGCCAACCGCAACCACAGCUGCUGUCAAGAAAAGUGCCAAAGGAGAACCUGCAGGAAAUCCAGCCUUCCAGAAGUAUAAGGGUGGAAGGAUCCGUAAACCCUUUGUAAAGGUAGUGGACUCCAGCAGACAUUACCGUCCAAUUUAUCUGGCCAUGCCGAACAUGCCAGAGUUUAACCUAACGUCAGCUCCCCCUACGGUGGAGAAGUUCUUCAGCAAGGAGAUCAAGUACCUGGUGUCUAAUAAGAGAGAGGCCAGCCACAGAGACAGCCUCAAAGGAAGCUCCCAGGGCCAGGCAGACAUGGUGAGCCAACUAUUCCUCUCUGUGUCUGUGACUGAGGACCAGGAACACUCUGGGAAGAGACCUAAAGAGCACGGGUGUCUCAGGAACCGAGGGGCGAGAGUGUCAGCCAGUGAGGAGAGGGGGCAGGACCCGGCCAGGAGGAACAGGGAGAAGAAACGUGGAGGCUACUGCGAGUGCUGCACGCUCAAAUACAACAACAUCAAAGCUCACCUGCAGAGUGAGCAGCACAAGGCCUUCUCCAGAAGUGAUGAGUACCUGGUGGUGGACAGGCUCAUCACCACACUGCCCUUCAACUUCAGUCACGUCAAAACAACACAAACUCCAAACACAAGGUCAAAGUACAGCAUAACCUCCCUGUUGUGUGUUCCUGGACCCAGCAUACAGAUGGAGGAAGAGAAGGAGGGAGGUGUGGAAACCAAAGAGCUGAAGGGGGGAUUAAUGUCCCUCUGGUCUACUACAGUGGAGCACCCUCUCUCCCAGAGUGUGGAAAACCCCUUGGAACAGCCUCGGAAGCGCAGCCGAGGAGCCCCUGUUCCCCACAGCACCAGCGAGGGGGAGAAGAGGUGCUCUUACGUCCCAGACAGACCCCAGCCCAAGCACAGAUCCCUGUCCUGCAAACAACGCUGCCYACAGGGAUCCCCGCGCAAGCACCCCCAGAGGGCUGGGCUGAGUCAGACACCUGUGUCUAAUGCAGAAAUAGACCCUUCUACCCAUGACUCUGUCGCCAACCCCAGACUUUCCCAUCAGGGCCAGAGAACUCACACAGACAAAGAUGGCCACUCUUCAUUUAGUCACACAGAGGAUUUACAAUGUGGCGAUCCAGCUGGACGUGUGAAUUUCGAUUCCAGUCAGCACGAGGUGGCAGGGCCUUCAGAACACCACAAGCUCAGAGCUUUAGAGGAGAGUGAACUGAGUCAUGAUACGUUGGCUGGGGAUACUCUUCCCGGGAAUACUGUGGGUGUUUCGGAGCUCGAGGCAGGUGACACGGAGACACACACCCCUCCUCCUGCCAGGACGUUACAGAGGAGGGUCAGGGAUUACAGACGGAAGAGAAGGAAAGUUGAGAAGCAGCAGACUGCUCAGGAGCAGGAAAAACCGAGCAAUGUUCCCAGCAGCUCUCUGCUGAACCUCUGGCAGCUGUUCCACUCCAGUGAGGAAAUGGAGUGUGAGUUCAGAGGCUUUCCCAGCUGUUCAACUCCAGUGAGUACAUAGACUGGGAGUUCCAGGCCUUCCCCAGCUAGAGGAGAGUGGGGGGGGGGGGGUUUGGGUAACCCAGAAUCUUCCCAAUAUGAUCGCUAACCUGUUACAGACUCACUGUAUGAACUUAUUGUAUGACAGUUUCAUUGAGUGACAUAGCAGAUCUAUAUGGGAACCCGUUGACUGUGGCUCUUUAAACCUAUGACUUCUAUAAAGGGAAUAGUUCUCUUCAGGUUGGGAGGGUGGUGGCGCAACACUGUUGUGUUGAUUUAACCAUGGCAGCUUUUAGUCUACCUGGCUUUUUUACCAUGACUGGUUUUAUCUGGAGAACAGGCUGGAGCACUAUCCUCAGUCCUGUACAACGCCUGCAUGUGUUCUGGUGUCCAGAGGAACUGCAUGGUUGUGUUUUUGGUAUGUGGUAUUGUACAUUUAAAAAAUAAAAUAAAAAGGGAUACAACCGAAGGUC